Molecule: messenger RNA, 1829 nt
Organism: Scatophagus argus
Lineage: Eukaryota; Metazoa; Chordata; Actinopteri; Scatophagidae
Gene: actmap
Product: chromosome 5 C19orf54 homolog
Exons: 6
Coding region: 386-1342 (318 amino acids)
Source: RefSeq, a predicted model, not a curated record
ACGAAGAAGAAGACGAAGAAGAGGAAAUAGAAGACAGACCAAAUAUGGGUAUAACUCCGAUGUCGCUCGCUAGCUAGCAUUGCUAGCUGAAAAGUGGGUGUAUGGUCUAGCUUGUGUAAAUUUACAAGGUAGUUACAUUUUGAGAGCGGUUACCGUCAACGGAAGAUUGCUGGGCUUCGGUUCCCCAAUCGGUGUUCAACACCGAGUUAAGAUAACAAAAAUUCCCGUGCUUGUUGACAACAGAAUUACUAGCUUAAUUGUAAUUACUUAACAUUAAAGAGUGAAAGGUGGGCGCAUAGUUGUGAGAUACAGUAGUGUGAAUGGUUCUUAGAAUAUACAAGAAAACAAGCUAACACUUCUGUCCUUUCAAAGGAGUUCACCUAACAUGUCGGUGGAGUGCCCCAUGUCACUACCACCACCUCCUCCUCCUCCUCCACCUGCUCCAGGUCCACAACCUGCUCCUCCUGUCUCAGCUCCCAAGAAGAAGCUGUAUCAGACUAUAGCCAGUAGCAGGAGUCCCGUGGAGGGGGACUUCACAGAGGCCCGGUUACUGCUCAGUCAGAGGGACAGUAGCUUUAGGAAGGACCUGCAGUGGAUCUUGGUGAACACAUAUGUGCCUUCCCUCAUCCAAGAUGGUCCGCAGUGCGGUCUGGUGGCUUUGUGGAUGUCUGCUCAUCUUCGACAGCCACAGCUGAGUAUUGACAUGGAAACUGUUGUUCAGACAGCACUGAGCAGGGGAUACACAGCGCAGGGUGAAAUGUUUUCAGCUGACAACAUGGCUCGGCUUGCUCAGGAGGUUUGUGGCUGUGAGGCAGACCUGCUGUCAGGGGGCUUAAGUGGCGACAACGCUGCAGCCAUCAUCACACACCUGUGGGGGGGGCAGCCUGUUCUCAUCCCAUAUGACGAGGACUACAACCACGAGCCGUGCCAGCGUAGCGGCCACAGGGCACACUGGGCUGUCGCUUCAGGGGUCCUCCUCGGACUGGACCUGGGCAGCGUGAGCAGAGAGCACACGCUGCCUGAUCCCGCUCUGCCCUGGCUCUCACACGCCGCUGAUAGCGGCUGUCCUUGUCCGGUCGUUGGCUCGGCGGUCAGAGAGGUUUACAUCCUAGCUAAGCAGGGUAAAAGCCUGCGCUACCAGCUGUGGAGUUUGGACAGCGUAGCUCAGAGCAACCAGCAGCUGAGGACGAUGGACCCUCACAGGGCUAAUGACGGGACCCGGUAUGUGGUUCCUCGAGGAGGGGUGGAGGCCGGGCUGGCUGGACAGGCGGUGUUGCUCCACACAAGGACACAGAAUGGCCCAGCUAGGUGGAGAACAGUGGACACAGGCUGCAGUGUCUAAAACACCGAAGUGUUGGGUGAACUCUCAUGGUGCUGUGUGAUUGAUACGACACUUUCUGAUUCUAAGAUGUGCCGUCCGAUAUCUGCGUGACUUCCUCAAGUUUUUUGAAUCAGUCCAAAAGGGCUUUGAAAAGGGCUUCCAAAUGGCCACAUAUUCUGCUAUGCUGGGAGUCAUCAAGUCCCUGUAUUGUUUUGAUUCUUUAUCAUUUUAGACCUUUGCAGUCAGUGUUGUGGUGUACUUAAUGAAGAGGAUGUGAAAACAGCUUCUGACUGAACUUUCUGAAAAUACAUUAUCACCAUGAUAUCAUUCACAUCUCACACCUCUGGACCCUGUCAUUACUUUUAUAUAAACGUAAUGCACAUUUUUAUGGAGAAUUAUAUUUUUGUCUUGUGUGUUUACAGUGUGAUGAAUCUUUAUCACGUCUUGCCGCUUAAUACGUCACAGACUAAAAGGAGUAUAUUUAAACAAUAAACUGUUAAAAAACGUG